AUGCGCACAAAAGGAGCUACGGUCUUGCCUGCGCUGCUUCAGCCUCUGACAGUCUCCUCCUUCACUUCCCAGUCCCCUGAUGACGAGAUGUAUGCCGUACACCCAUGCCCUGCUGACCUUAGAACCACCCUCGAAGCUGACAACUCGGCUAUCUCGAAUUAUAUCCCCUCCACAAGCCCUUCCCCAUCUCCUUCUCCUACUUUGCCACACACUUUCUUUCCAUCCGAAGUCGUAUUCUCUCUCCCCCCAACCAUCUCAGAAUACCAUUCUCAUUUCGAAUGA
Messenger RNA from Suillus discolor, 282 nucleotides. RefSeq lists its product as uncharacterized. The record is from RefSeq and is a predicted model, not a curated record. The transcript has 2 exons. The coding region runs from base 1 to 282 and encodes 93 amino acids. NCBI's taxonomy places the organism in Eukaryota, Fungi, Basidiomycota, Agaricomycetes, Boletales, Suillaceae.